AGUAUUUCACAAUGGUGUUGAUCGCCGCUUGCAUCCUCUCGAAGACGGGAAAAUUGCUUGUUGCCCGGCAGUUCGUAAAUGACAUGAUGAGAUCUCGUUUGGAAGGGCUCGUUGAUGCUUUCCCGAAGCUUAUUGGGAAUGAGAAGGAAGCUGCUACUCGUCAACAUACAUUUGUCGAGACAGACAGCGUCCGCUACGUUUAUCACCCUCUGGACAACAUUUACCUUGUGUUGGUGACAACGAAAAACUCGAACAUUCUCGAGGACUUGGAAACUUUACGCCUUUUCGUACGAGUCAUUCCAGAGUAUUGCCGCUCAAAUGAGGAGAAAGAGAUUCUUGCUCACGAUUUUGAUCUGAUUUUUGCAUUCGAUGAGGUCGUCACUCUCGGAUACCGCGAGAGCGUCAAUCUUGCUCAAAUCAGAACUUUCACAGAGAUGGAUUCUCAUGAGGAAAGAGUUUUUAUGCAGAUCAAGGAAGCUCAAGAGAAAGCUGCCAAGCAGGCAAUGGCUGAAAAGGCCAAGGAACUCAAGAGAGCUCAGAAGGAGGCUUUGAGCAGAGGGCUCAAGCCAAGUUAUCAAUCAAGCACAGGAAUCUCUUCAUCAUCCACUCCAAAUGCAGCUGCAGUUUCUGAGCCAGCGGCUCCACGACCAUCGGCACCGAAGGGACCAAUUGGAGGUGGAAAGGCACUGAAGUUGGGAGGAAAAACGAAUAAUGAAGAUGAUUUCUUGGAUACAUUGAGACAACAAGGUCAAAGCAUUGCACCAGUACAGAAAGCUAGUCUUUCAGGAGGAGUUUCCUCUCUCGCCGCACCGAUCUCCACAGCUCCACGUGUCAAGAGAGAAGUCGUUCACGUUAGAACUGAAGAGAAAAUUAAUACCCGUGUCAGUCGUGAUGGAGGGCUCGAAUCAGGAGAAGUACAAGCCACUGUUACCCUCUCUAUUGGAUCUCCCGAAUUUAUUCCAAUUUCAAUUAAAAUGAAUAAUGGAUCUGCAGCUGGAACUCAACUUCAAGUUCAUCCAAAUCUCGAUAAGAAGGAAUGGCAAUCUUCGUCGACACUGAAAAUUAAGCCGAACGGAAAACCAUAUCCAGUUAACUCAGAUGUGGGAAUUCUCAAAUGGAAAAUGGCACUUUCCGAAGAAGAGCAGUUGCCAAUUUCUUUCAAUUGCUGGCCUCAAGAAUCAUCUGAUGGAGUCCAAGUCAAUAUUGAGUACACAUUGCAAAGAGAGGACAUCACUUUGAACAAUGUUCGCAUCAUUGUGCCACUUCCAACUGCGACAGCUCCAUCCGUUGGUGAGUGUGAUGGAGAAUAUGAGUACCACAAGACGAAGAACGUGAUUGUUUGGUCCUUAGCUGUGAUUGACAGCUCGAACUCUUCGGGAACCCUUGAAUUCUCAGUUCCAAAUGGCCAUUGUGAUCAUUUCUUCCCUGUCUCCGUUGGAUUCACUUCUGAAAACUUGUUUGUGCCGAUUACUGUACAAAAAGUUGUGAAAAAUGAUGGAUCGCCGGUAACUUAUUCAGUGGAGACUACUUUCAACUCGGAAAAUUUCGAAAUUGUGUAAUUUAUUCCUAUUCGAGAGAUCUUCAAGAUUGAUAUUUUUAUUGCUUCCAAUACCACCACCAAGCCACUAAUUUUUCUAGAGAUUCAUGAUUCCUUUUUUGCAAAUCAUGUUAUCCCUUUGAUUGCUGUGAUGCAUAAGCCACUCUCCUCCGACCCAAUUCAUACUGUAUUUAUUGAGAAUAUUUUAAUUUAUGUAUGCUCUUCUAUUUAUUUCCAUUUCUUUUGGGUUUUACGGAUACAUUUUUUUUGU
Molecule: messenger RNA, 1808 nt
Organism: Caenorhabditis elegans
Lineage: Eukaryota; Metazoa; Nematoda; Chromadorea; Rhabditida; Rhabditidae
Gene: copd-1
Product: putative coatomer subunit delta
Exons: 5
Coding region: 12-1559 (515 amino acids)
Biological process (GO): retrograde vesicle-mediated transport, Golgi to endoplasmic reticulum
Cellular component (GO): COPI vesicle coat; COPI-coated vesicle membrane; Golgi membrane
Source: RefSeq, marked reviewed